CAGAGCAGACUGUAUAAGGGGAGGAGCAGACCUGGUGAUCAUAAACAGCAGAGAGGUUCGGCGGAGCAGAAAGAAAGGGGGAAAUAACGAGAGAGAGAGAGAGACUAAACAUACCAACUAUGUUAUUUUCAGGUGUUUCUAAACAAAAUGGGAAAAGAUGUGCACUUCUGGAUUGGUCUGACUGACUCAGAGAUGGAAGGGUUCUGGAAAUGGGUGGAUGGAACAACAUCAGCAACAACGUUCUGGAGAAGAGGAGAGCCAAAUAAUACCGAUGGGGAGGAGGAUUGUGUGGUAUUCAACAGGUUUGUUAAUCUGUCGUGGGACUGGGAAAUGAUUCAGUCAUGGAAUGACCAGCCUUGCUCAACACACACACACACACACACACACACACACACACACACUUAUUUCACCUCAUUGCAAUUUGGACUGUAAGGACAUUCAGAGCAUCGAUGAGACAGACAGCAUACAAGGACAGAAACUAUACACACAGUACCAGUCAUCAUCAUCAUUGAGAUAUGGAGAUAGAAGAGGACAUCUAUGCCAAUGUAGAGGAGAUCCGUGUGAAAGACUGUAAUGAUCUGGCUGCAGGUUACGAGACUUUACACCAGAGUCCACAGGCUGGAACAAGACUGAAGCAUGAGAAUCAGAACUCUCAGCCUUGGAGGAUGGCUACAGUUUCCCUGGGCCUGCUGUGUGUUGUCUUACUGAUCACAGUCACAAGCCUCUCUGUGCACUAUGAUGAACAGUACUACGGACUGUCCAGACUCCAGACUUCAUACAACAACCUGACUGAGGAGAAACUCCGGCUGCAGAGGUCAGUUUCAGAGCAGGAGAAGAAGAUAUCAGAGCUUGGACCCUGUCCUGAUGGCUGGAGGAGACACAGAUGUAGCUGUUAUUACUUCUCUAAUAACAGUAAAACUUGGAGUGAGAGCAGACAAGACUGCAGAGAGAGAGGAGCAGAUCUGUUGAUCAUAAACAGCAGAGAGGAACAGCAUUUUCUAAACACAUUGGGGGGGAAAAUGCAUUUCUGGAUUGGUCUGACUGACUCAGAGCAGGAAGGGAUCUGGAAAUGGGUGGAUGGAACAACAUCAACCACAACACAGUUCUGGAGAGAAGGAGAGCCAAAUAAUGCCCAGGGGGGUGAGAACUGUGCAGUCUUCAACAACUUCAGAGAUACCCUGGGAAUUAUACAAUCAUGGAAUGACCAGCCUUGCUCAUUGCUUAUCCAUUGGGUAUGCAACUACACACCUAACGUGUCCUCCUAAUAGUCCUACAUAUCGUGAUGGCAUCUGCCCACAGGAGAAUAUCUGAAUUCGAUUGUAAAAAAAAACGAAGCAUCUCCUACAAGUUGAUGCUGACAGGUCCUGACAGGAAAACAAAUGACCCAUAACACAUGUAAAAAAAAAAAAAAAAGUCCCGCUAAU
Molecule: messenger RNA, 1424 nt
Organism: Oncorhynchus tshawytscha (Chinook salmon)
Lineage: Eukaryota; Metazoa; Chordata; Actinopteri; Salmoniformes; Salmonidae
Product: C-type lectin domain family 4 member E-like
Exons: 8
Coding region: 516-1265 (249 amino acids)
Source: RefSeq, a predicted model, not a curated record